AUGGCGUUUGAUCUUGUACGAAAACGUCUAACGAAAGAAAUCAAACUACUAACAGAAAAUCCAACACCGGGAAUUCGAGUAGUUGAAGAUUUUGCUGAUAUGCGAAAAAUUCGAAUUGACAUUGAAGGUGCUCCAGCUACAUUAUAUGAUGGUGAAAAAUUUCAAUUACUAUUUAAAUUUUCUGAUCAAUAUCCAUUUGAUUCACCACAAGUUACUUUCAUUGGUUCGAACAUUCCUCUUCAUCCACAUAUAUAUUCAAAUGGUCAUAUAUGUUUAUCAAUUUUAACUGAUGAUUGGUCACCAGCAUUAAGUAUCAAUGCUGUUUGUCUUAGUAUAUUAUCUAUGCUUUCAAGUUGUAAAGAUAAGGGUCGUCCACCGGAUAAUGACUGGUAUGUUCGUACUGCAUCUAAUGAUCCCAAAAAAACUCGUUGGUGGUAUCAUGAUGAUGCUGUUUGA
This is a messenger RNA of Adineta steineri, 456 nucleotides long. Lineage: Eukaryota; Metazoa; Rotifera; Eurotatoria; Adinetida; Adinetidae. The record is from the annotation of a GenBank genome assembly.